AUGCAGAUGGGAGAUGUAGGAGCCAAACUAAGCAUCGACUUUGUAGUCUCAACUGGUGACAAUUUUUACAGUGACGGUUUGAAUGGAGUCAAUGAUACUGCUUUUGCCGAAUCUUUCUCUAAGAUAUAUACGGCAAGAAGCCUCCAGAAACCAUGGUAUGCAAUACUGGGGAAUCAUGAUUAUCAUGGGAAUACUGAGGCACAGCUGAGCCCAUUGCUCAAGAAACGAGACCGUCGAUGGAAUUGCUUCAGGUCUUACAUUGUUCAAGCUGGUAGUAUUCGCUAA
Messenger RNA from Striga hermonthica, 285 nucleotides. The record is from the annotation of a GenBank genome assembly. Lineage: Eukaryota; Viridiplantae; Streptophyta; Magnoliopsida; Lamiales; Orobanchaceae.